Leptopilina boulardi is the source of this 738-nucleotide messenger RNA. Its product is annotated as neuropeptides capa receptor-like. Gene Ontology annotation, cellular component: plasma membrane. The coding region runs from base 47 to 682 and encodes 211 amino acids. Gene Ontology annotation, biological process: neuropeptide signaling pathway. NCBI's taxonomy places the organism in Eukaryota, Metazoa, Arthropoda, Insecta, Hymenoptera, Figitidae. The record is from RefSeq and is a predicted model, not a curated record. The transcript is spliced from 5 exons. Gene Ontology annotation, molecular function: neuropeptide receptor activity.
CAAAGAAACAUCGAAUGGAUAUUUUAUAUGUGUCAUUGGAAAUAUUAUGACAUGCAUUGUUAUAAUUAAAAGUCCAUCAUUACGAAAUGUCACGAAUUAUUAUCUUUUUAAUCUUGCUAUUUCGGAUUUGUUACUAUUGAUCAGUGGUAUAAUUCUUCAUUUACAACUUUUAUGGAUGAAGUACUUCUUGAUAGGAGGUAUUGUUCUUUGUAAAGUUCUUCCUUAUUUAUACGAUGUAGCUUACAAAGUAUCAGUAUUGACAGUGUUUGCAUUUUCAUUCGAACGUUACCUUGCAAUUUGUCAUCCUCUAAGUUUUAGAAACGUGAAAACUUUAAAAAGGACUAUUACAUCAAUAAUCGUUUUAUGGAUAGUCGGAUUAAUAUUUUCAUUAAAUCAGUUGUUUCAACAUUUAAUAAAAUAUGUCUUUCAAUUUUCUUCUGAUUUAAUUAUUGAUCCAGAAAAUCUAUUGGCAUGUGAUUAUAUAGACAAAUUGAAUCGUUACAUAAAUGAUUAUUUGAAUUUUUUUAUUUUCUUUAUUUUGCCAAUGAUCGUAAUAACUAUUUUAUACAUAAAAAUGGGACAAAAAUUGCGAGAUAGUUGUCAAAAGAACACAUUAAAUUAUGGAAAGAGUUGUCGUCAAUUUCAGUCCAGACAAUCUUCAAUUAAAAUGUUGAGUAUGUAAACAAAUUGUUUUAAUUUGAUGAAUUACUAAUAAAAAAUUUAUCCUAUUUAUUUUAA